Messenger RNA from Lipotes vexillifer (Yangtze River dolphin), 885 nucleotides. It is a transcript of the gene ING1, whose product is annotated as inhibitor of growth family member 1. The transcript is spliced from 2 exons. NCBI's taxonomy places the organism in Eukaryota, Metazoa, Chordata, Mammalia, Artiodactyla, Lipotidae. The record is from RefSeq and is a predicted model, not a curated record. The coding region runs from base 48 to 884 and encodes 278 amino acids. Gene Ontology annotation, biological process: positive regulation of DNA-templated transcription. Gene Ontology annotation, cellular component: nucleus.
GGAGGAAGCGGAAAGCCGCGCGGAGUCGCCGGGGACCUCGGUGAACCAUGUUGAGCCCUGCCAACGGGGAGCAGAUCCACCUGGUGAACUAUGUGGAGGACUACCUGGACUCCAUCGAGUCUCUACCUUUCGAUCUGCAGAGAAACGUCUCUCUGAUGCGGGAGAUCGACGCGAAAUACCAAGAAACCCUGCGGGAGCUGGAUGAGCACUACGAGAAGUUCAGGCGGGAGGCGGACGGCGCGCAGCGGAGGAGGGCGCUGGCCUGCAUCCAGCGGGCCCUGAUUCGGAGCCAGGAGCUGGGCGACGAGAAGAUGCAGAUCGUGAGCCAGAUGGUGGAGCUGGUGGAGAACCGGGCCAGGCAGGUGGACAGUCACGUGGCACUCUUCGAGGCACGGCAAGAGCUCAGUGACACCACUGGCCACAGCAGAGCUGGCCAGGAUAAGUCAAAACCGGAGACAGCCGCGCAGGCAGAGAAGCCUAACAGCAAGCGGUCCCGGCGACAGCGCAACAACGAGAAUCGCGAGAACGCAGCUAAUAAUCACGACCACGAUGACAUCACCUCCGGAACGCCUAAGGAGAAGAGGGCGAAGGCCUCCAAGAAGAAGAAACGCUCCAAGGCCAAAGCCGAGAGGGAGGCGUCCCCCGCGGACCUUCCCAUUGACCCGAACGAGCCCACGUACUGUCUGUGCAAUCAGGUCUCCUAUGGAGAGAUGAUCGGCUGUGACAAUGACGAGUGCCCCAUCGAGUGGUUCCACUUCUCCUGCGUGGGGCUGAACCAUAAACCCAAGGGCAAGUGGUACUGCCCCAAAUGCCGAGGGGAGAACGAGAAGACCAUGGACAAGGCCCUGGAGAAGUCCAAAAAGGAGCGGGCCUACAACAGGUAGU